AGUUUCAAAAGCGGUAUGAGAAAGGGUUAAAUUUUCUUCAACUUCAACGAGCGGUUUGUUCAUCUCGGGCCAAUGGUGAAGCUCAACUGGGCCACUUUUCAUCUGGCUGGAAAAGGCCAGAUUGGUUGGUGUUGAACAAGAGCAGCCAUAGAAAACUAUAAAGAGAGUAAUGUCUCUUGUUAAUCCUCCAUGCAAUUAUCAACCCCACCUUCAUGAUUCCUAUGGACAUAGUUAGUUCUGGUGAUAAGAUUACAUCCCUCAUUUCCAUAUGUAUCACAACCAGAAACCUCAAGAUUGGCACGGCCGUUCACUCUUAUCUCAUCAAAACAGCACUCACCAUUAUUCCCUUUUUCUCCAACCGUUUGAUAGAUAUGUACUCCAAGUGCAAUGAAAUCGAAAGUGCCCAGAAAGCUUUCGGUGACAUCCCUAUUAAGAACAAUCGUUCUUGGAAUACUUUGAUUACUGCUUACUCGCAAGUGGGUUUGUUCGAGAAAGCCCGCCAAUUAUUUGAUAAAAUCCCUGAACCAAAUAUUGUUGGCUAUAAUUCAUUGAUUUCAGGAUUGUUUCAUCAUGGGUUUUAUUCAGAAUCGAUAAAUGUCUUUAAAAGAAUGCAAAAGGAUUGUACUUGUUUAUGUUUAGACGAGUUUACGGUGGUAAGUGUAGUUGGUUCUUGUGCUUCUUUAGGUGUGUUAGGAUUGUUGCGUCAAGUGCAUGGAGCAGCAAUACUUAUUGGUUUGGAGUUAAACAGGAUAGUUUACAAUGCUUUGAUUGAUGCUUAUGGGAAAUGUGGUAAACCCGAAACAUCUUAUUGUAUAUUUACUCAAAUGCUUGAAAGGGAUGUCGUGUCAUGGACUUCAAUGGUUGGAGCAUAUGCUCGGGCGUCUAGUAUGGAUGAUGCUUUUCAGAUUUUCAUGGAAAUGCCAGUUAAGAACACAGUUUCUUGGACUAGUUUGAUAGCUGGUUUUGCACAAAAUGGGCACAGCUAUAAAGUUUUGGAACUUUUUGGACGAAUGCUUGAAGAGGGUAUCCAGCCUAAUGCUUUUACCUUUGUCACUGUUUUAAGUGCUUGUGCAGAUCUUGCUCUUAUUGAAAAAGGCAAACAGAUCCAUGGACACAUCAUUAGAAGAAGCAGUAGAAGUGAUUUUUUUAACAUAUACAUACUCAAUGCAUUAAUUGACAUGUAUUGCAAGUGUGGAGAGAUGAAAUCAUCCAAGACAUUGUUUGACAGGAUGCCAGAAAAGGAUAUUGUGUCUUGGAACUCAUUGAUAACAGGGCUUGCUCAAAAUGGGCAUGCAGAGGAAUCACUCCACACAUUUAGGAAGAUGAUAGAAGCAAACACAAUGCCCAAUCAUGUCACAUUUCUUGGGGUGUUAUUCGCUUGUAGUCACACAGGUUUAGUUCAUGAAGGACUCAAGAAUCUUGAUAUGAUGGAGAAGGAUUAUGGUGUAUACCCAAAAUCAGAGCACUAUUCAGUAUUGAUUGAUUUGUUAGGGAGGAAAAAUAGGCUGAAGGAGGCAAUGGAAUUAAUUGAGUCAGCACCUAAUGGAUCAGAUCAUGUUGGGAUGUGGGGCGCACUUUUGGGGGCUUGUCGGGUCCAUGGGAACUUGGAUCUUGCUAGGUGUGCAGCAGAAGUUUUGUUUGAGUUGGAACCAACAAAUGCUGCAAGAUAUACCAUGUUAUCAAAUAUUUAUGUUGCAGCUGAUAGAUGGAUUGAUGCCCAUAUAGUGAGAAGGGUCAUGGAGGAGAGAGGAUUGAGGAAAGAGGCAGCUCAAAGUUGGAUUGAGGUGGGAAAUUCAAUACAUGAAUUUGUGGCCAGAGCCAGGGUCCAUCAUCAGAUAGAGGAGAUAAAUGAAGUGAUUUCUCAGCUGGUCGGUCACAUGAAGGAAGCUGGAUAUCAACCCUGCACCUCGGAUUCUUAUUUUCUUGCUGAAGUUGGUGAUGUGUCUAUGCUUGAUCACUGCAACCAGAUUUUCUCUUUUAAUCCAGACUAUCAAAUGAGCAGCAAUUAUGAUAGGCAGGCAGAUGAAGAAUUCGAUUUCUGGGGUGGUGGUGAUGCUCGGUAUUAUGAGAAUUUCAGUGGUGAAAUGGAGUUUCGAGGGCAUUUCGAGGAAGAGUUGGAUGAUUAUUCAGUAGGGUUAUGGAAAAGAAGUACAUCAAGAUAUGUUAGAAAUGAAACCUCCCGUUUGCUCCCCCACAACCAUCGUUACAGUAAUAUUUCAUUGACCUCGCAAUCACAAGCCAUUGCAGAAGCUAGGAAGGAGCUCAUGGAGAGGAUUCAUGACAUGCCAGAGUCUAGUUACGAGCUCUCUUUGAAGGAUAUUGUUGAUGAGCAGCUCACUCUGAAUAAGGUGAAUAAGGAGAAUGCAACUGAAAGGACUAGUUUUCAUUUCAACACUGCUGAGACUCAAACCAAGAAACAGAGAAAGAGAAAACCAAAGAAUACUGAUAAGUCGGGGCAGAUUUCAAGGAGUAAAAGUAUGGAAAAAGAAAAUUUCAUGAUCAAGAUGUUCGUACCUACUUCUCUCUGUUGGAAGAAGAAAGUGAAAGGAGGAAAUGGUUCCAAAGUUUCUCCAAAGCCAUCGUUUCAGGGAUCUGAGAAUCAAGCAGAUAAGGAGUGGAGCAUAAAAAAGUUGAUGGCUGGAGGAGAUAGUAAAAGAAGCAAUAGAACUAACAGCAGCAGCACUAGCACAAGCACAGGCAGUAGAAACAGUAGCUUAAACCGGUACUUUAUUCUCUUAAAUUUCACCUUUUUUUUCGAAUUCUUUCAUUUUGUUUCUCCUGGUAAAGCAAUUGAUUAUAGAAUCCUGAUUCAUUGAAACUUGUUGAAUCAUUCGGCAGUUUCUCCCCGGGCUGCUGGCCUUUCUUCUGCACCAAGAAAAUAAAAAACAAGAGACAUAGAGGAUGCGUCUUCUGAUUGAGCACAAAGAUUGCUUUCAUGACAGCACCACCAGAAGCUUUGCACAGGAAAUGGCACAAGCAACAAAAAUUAACAAAAGGAUCAAUUUUGGUAGACGUGUGAUAAAUUUCCUCAGAAAAACUCCCGUGGAAACAGAAUUUUGAUGGCAUCCACCUUCCUAUGGAUGAAAACAGUUUUGUAGGCAGCAGCUAAAACCUCAUGAGCAGACAAUCUGUAUAAAUGCAUUGUUCUUUAAUAUCUCUCAUGUCGAUUGGGGAAACGAAGACAAACAUCCAGCUUUUUUA
Molecule: messenger RNA, 3201 nt
Organism: Hevea brasiliensis (rubber tree)
Lineage: Eukaryota; Viridiplantae; Streptophyta; Magnoliopsida; Malpighiales; Euphorbiaceae
Product: pentatricopeptide repeat-containing protein At2g21090
Exons: 2
Coding region: 213-2816 (867 amino acids)
Biological process (GO): RNA modification
Molecular function (GO): protein binding; RNA binding
Source: RefSeq, a predicted model, not a curated record